Messenger RNA from Alternaria arborescens, 192 nucleotides. RefSeq lists its product as hypothetical. Lineage: Eukaryota; Fungi; Ascomycota; Dothideomycetes; Pleosporales; Pleosporaceae. The record is from RefSeq and is a predicted model, not a curated record. The transcript has a single exon. Bases 1 to 192 code for a protein of 63 amino acids.
AUGCUCUACAAUGAGAAGAAAGGCGUGAACUACAGCACUCAGGCGCAGCCAAGCAAGAUCGCGCUUAUGGAACCUGCAACUCAAGAACUCACGAUCGAAAGCACCGAUGCAACAGCAACCUCUGUCAAAGCCUGUCUGCAAAGCACUGUUGGAUCCGGCUGCGAGAAGAAAGAAUCCUACGACGUCCAAUGA